Molecule: messenger RNA, 2314 nt
Organism: Cucurbita pepo subsp. pepo (vegetable marrow)
Lineage: Eukaryota; Viridiplantae; Streptophyta; Magnoliopsida; Cucurbitales; Cucurbitaceae
Source: RefSeq, a predicted model, not a curated record
GUUCAUCUGCAACUGAUUGGGCACAAGAUGGAGACUUUUGUAAUUGGUUAGAGCAGCAUGUAUUUGAUUCAGAAUGUGCUCAGGAGGAGAAGAGAUGGUCAUCCCAGCCUCAACCAGAUCCGAAACCUUUGUAUAGAACAUCCUCUUACCCUCAGCAACAACCUACACUACAGCACUAUUCUAGUGAACCAAUUCUAGUACCGAAAUCUUCUUUCACAUCCUUCCCUCCUCCAGGAAGUAGGUCUCAACAUGGUUCACCUCGUCACCUACAUAUUUCAUCCCUUGCGGAUGGAAGUCAGUUACCCUUAUCUGCACCAAACAUCACUUCUUUAUCCAAGUCUAAUCUGCAGUUAGCUGGUAUGCAUCAUGGCUUGCAUUAUGGAGGCAACAUGCACCAGUUCACCACUCCCGGCCUUUCUUUUAGUAGCAGGCCACAAAAUCAGUGGAUUAACAACGCUGGUCUAUUACAUGGAGAUCAUUCACAUCUGUUUAAUAGUAUGAUGCAACAGCAACUAUCUCAUCAAAAUAGCCUUCUUUCCCCUCAGUUAUUGUCAGCUCAUCAACAGCUGCAACAGCACAGGCUACAUCAUCCAGUUCAACCAUCUUUGGCGCAUUUUGCAGCUCUUCAGUCUCAGCUGUAUAAUGCCCAUUCACCAUCCUCACAUAGAGCAAUGCUUGGAUUGACUGAUGUGAGAGAUCAGAAACCUAAGUCGCAGAGAGGGAAACAUAACAUGCGCUCUUCUCAGCAAGGUUCUGAAACCGGUAGUCAAAAGAGUGAUAGUGGAUCCAUCCAGUUUAGAUCUAAGCAUAUGACAGCUGAUGAGAUUGAGAGUAUUCUGAAGAUGCAGCAUGCUGCCACCCACAGCAAUGAUCCUUACAUAGAUGACUACUAUCACCAGGCUCGUGUUGCCAAAAAAGCUGCUGGUUCAAGAUCGAAAAAUGCAUUUUGUCCAUCUCGAAUAAGAGAGCUUCCAUCCCGAUCUCGUAGUGGUUCAGAUCAGCAUUCUCAAUCCACAGCUGAUUCAUUGGGAAAAAUACCCCUCACUUCUAUUCGGAGACCUCGCCCCCUCCUUGAAGUUGAUCUUCCAUCCUCAGGUUCUUGUGAUGGUAGCACUGAACAGACAAUACCUGAGAGGCCUCUGGAGCAGGAACCGAUGCUUGCUGCUAGAAUCACCAUUGAAGAUGGUCUCUGUCUUCUCCUUGAUAUAGAUGAUAUUGAUCGGCUUUUACAACACAAUAAACUGCAAGAUGGAGGUGUCCAGCUUAGACGAAGGCGGCAGAUGCUGCUGGAAGGUUUGGCAGCAUCACUUCAGCUUGUUGACCCACUUGGAAAAAGUAGCCAUGGUGUUGGCCCAUCUCCAAAAGAGGACAUCGUGUUCUUGCGUUUGGCCUCUCUUCCCAAAGGUCGAAAGCUUCUUUCUAAAUUUCUCAAGCUGCUCUUCCCUGGUAGCGAGCUAGCACGAAUCGUCUGUAUGGCCAUUUUUCGUCACUUAAGGUUCUUGUUUGGUGGACUUCCAUCUGAUCCUGGAGCAGCUGAGACAACAUCUAAUCUUGCGAAGACUGUUUCUGCCUGUGUUAAUGGUAUGGACCUUCGUGCACUAAGUGCUUGUCUCGUUGCAGUUGUCUGUUCCUCAGAGCAGCCACCACUACGCCCCCUUGGAAGUUCUGCUGGAGAUGGAGCCUCUAUUGUUCUGAAGUCCAUUCUUGAAAGGGCUACUGAACUGUUAACCGAUCCUCAUGCUGUUAGUAACUGUAGCAUGCCUAAUCGUGCUCUCUGGCAGGCAUCCUUUGAUGAAUUCUUCAGUCUCCUUACCAAGUACUGUGUGAGUAAAUAUGAGACUAUAGUGCAGUCAUUAUUUUCACAGACACCAUCAAGCACCGACGUUAUAGGGUCAGAGGCAUCCAGAGCCGUCAGCCGCGAAAUGCCUGUGGAGCUUCUUCGUGCUAGUCUUCCUCACACCAAUGAGCCCCAAAGGAAGCUUUUAAUGGAUUUUGCCCAGCGUUCCAUGCCAGUUGCAGGAUUCAGCGCCCAUGGUGGAAGCAGUGGGCAAAUGAAUUCAGAAUCAGUUAGGGGUUAGGAAUGGAAAUCAUGAUGAAGUAUCAGGUAAAUGAUGUUACCAGCAAGAUGGUGAUUUUCUGCAUCGCCUCACCUCCUUCAGGAAGUGUAAACGUUCUCGGUGUUCGAUGAGGCAGGAGGCGAUGACCGGUAAGUGGCUGGCCAUAUCACAGGAGUCAGCUUGAGGGGCUUCUACUUUAUCUAUCCAUUUCAGCGUUUUCUUUUAACAUUUCUUAAGAAAAAAAAAAAAAAAAAAAA